Messenger RNA from Striga hermonthica, 1911 nucleotides. The record is from the annotation of a GenBank genome assembly. NCBI's taxonomy places the organism in Eukaryota, Viridiplantae, Streptophyta, Magnoliopsida, Lamiales, Orobanchaceae.
AUGUUUUGUCCUCGUAAGCUAUCGAAAUUUCGAGGAAGUUUCAAUGGGCUCUGUUUCUUGAUCUUGCUCUUCUUCCUCACCCAUAAAGAUGGUAUUUUUCGAAACCCAUUUUCGAAAGUUCCAAUCUUUAAACCCAAUCAUCCCGGAAAUCCCACUUUCCGGCGUAGAAUUUACGAAACCACCGUAAAUUCGUUGAAUUUCACACGAAUCACGAACCGGGAAGCCGAUUCAGACCACAAUGCCAUCAUACGUUCGAACCGAAACCCGACAAUCUGCACUGAAAUUUACCACCAUAAUGGGUACACCUCCAAAUGCCACUACUUGAAAGCCAACCCGAAUUGCAAUCCCGGCGGGUUUAUCAACUACAUGAUUUUCUUCUACUGCGACUGUCAAAAAGUCGAGCCUUUGGGUUACAUAGUCCUCACGAUCUGGCUGAUCGCUUUGUUCUAUCUGCUUGGAAAUACUGCAGCCGACUACUUCUGCUGCUCUCUCGAAAAACUGUCUACUAUACUGAAACUUUCGCCCACAGUGGCCGGGGCCACCCUGCUUCCGCUGGGCAAUGGGGCCCCGGACGUGUUUGCCAGCAUAGCUGCCUUUGUGGGCCGGGACUCGGGUGAGGUGGGACUCAACAGCGUCCUGGGUGGGGCAGUGUUCGUCACUUGUGUGGUCGUGGGGGCCGUCUCCUUGAGUGUGGCCGGGAAAGACGUAAAGAUUGACAAGAAGUGUUUUUUUCGGGACGUGGGUUUUUUUCUAAUAGCUCUCGUGUCACUUUUUAUUAUUUUGGUUGUGGGUGAAGUUAGUGUGGCUGGUGCUAUUGCUUUUGUUUCGGUUUAUGUGGUUUAUGCAUUGUGUGUUGGUAUUGGAGAAUUAGUGAGAAAGCACGGGCAGGGGUUGAGGUUGAAUUUGCUUGUGCCCUUAUUGCCCGUUACGGAAAGUGUUUCGUCCGGCGGUGGAAAUGUUGACGAGGAACUUUCGAUUGUGGAUUUUGAGGAUAGCGUGCCACAUUUGGAGUCGAAGUUACCCCAUUGGAUGUGGGCCUCGAAUGUGGUGAUCUAUUCAAACGAGUUUGGAAAAACGAGCGAUGAUGGCGAGGAUCCGAAAUGUUACUUGUGGGGUUGGAAGGAGGAGGAGGAUAGAAGUGAAAAGCGCUCGUGUCUCUCAUGUUCGAAUUUGUGCUUCAUGCUUGAAUUCCCUUUGGCAAUCCCGAGAAGGGUGACAAUCCCUAUAGUCGAGGAGGAUCGGUGGUCCAAGAAAUAUGCAGUGGCAAGUGCCCUUUUUGCACCCCUCUUGUUAUCUAUCCUAUGGGGUGGCUUUUAUUUAAUUGGUGCCGUAGUUGGUUGUACGUUGGGGCUCCUAGCGCUCGUGUGCACGGAACCCGACCGCCCACCUCGGAAAUUUUUGCUCCCUUGGGUUUUGGGCGGAUUCUUGAUGAGCAUAGUUUGGUUUUACAUUAUUGCAAACGAGCUCGUAGCUUUAUUGGUGACUUUUGGUGUCAUGCUAAAGAUCAAGCCUUCGGUUCUUGCGUUGACUGUCCUGGCUUGGGGGAACUCGAUGGGCGAUCUCAUGUCGAAUGUGGCAAUUGCCUUGGGCGGGUCUCACGGGGUGCAGAUCGCGGUCUCUGGCAGUUAUGCGGGCCCAAUGUUCAACACGUUAGUCGGGCUGGGCAUGUCUUUGCUCCUGGGGGCUUGGUUCAAGAGGCCCGGGUGUUACGUGAUCCCAAGGGACUGGAGUCUGUAUUCGACUCUUGGGUUUCUUAUGCUGGGCCUUGUUUGGGCCCUUGUGAUGGUGCCAAGGAAUGGGAUGAAGCUCGGUAAGGUGCUUGGUGUAGGGUUGAUAGCAAUUUAUGUCGGGUUUUUGGUUUUUAGGGCGACCGUGGCCGUGGGUGAGGGGACGCUCGAUGGCUCGAGCUGA